This is a messenger RNA of Paraglomus brasilianum, 327 nucleotides long. The record is from the annotation of a GenBank genome assembly. NCBI's taxonomy places the organism in Eukaryota, Fungi, Glomeromycota, Glomeromycetes, Paraglomerales, Paraglomeraceae.
AUGAGUAUCCCAUUAAUCGAAGAAAAUAGCAAUAAAGACAGCUCUAGUAAAAAUAAAUCAUUGAACCCUUCUGAUUCUGGAACAGAGACCGAUUCAUCAGAAUCCAAUUCUCACAAUUGUCCUCGAAAGAAGAAGAGCAAAGCUGGCCAUUAUACGACUACCUCUGGCGAGAGUAAACUUGGUCUAACAUUGGAAGAGCUUACGAAUAUGAUUAAGAAAUCUCUUUCUGAUGCCGAAGAUACACAUGUGCAUAAGACUAGAGCAGUAAAGAAACGCUCUAUUCGAAAGCGUAAAGUAAAGGGUAAAAUUAAUUAUCGAGCUUUAUAG